Messenger RNA from Serinus canaria (Common canary), 2631 nucleotides. It is a transcript of the gene SMIM35, whose product is annotated as small integral membrane protein 35. The coding region runs from base 961 to 1539 and encodes 192 amino acids. Lineage: Eukaryota; Metazoa; Chordata; Aves; Passeriformes; Fringillidae. The record is from RefSeq and is a predicted model, not a curated record. The transcript is spliced from 5 exons.
GAGAGGAAACCAGUCAUGGGCUGAAACCAGAAAGCAGCUGGAAGGUAGCAGGGGCAGCUGUAGCCAGGGUGGUUGGCCCUGUGGUGAGCUCACAGCCCAGGGAAGGCAGCAGGGAUGAGCAGGGACACUGCCCCAACCUUCACCUGAGGUGACUUUAAGCUGCCAGGAAUGGGGUGGCUUGUGCUGUGGUGACAACGCCCAGCUCUGGGUCACCCAGGGUCACCUGCUGCCUUGUUCCCACCUGAGCAGUUCCAGUAACUGGCUCUCAGUGGCAUAGAGUUACUGUCAUUAACACAUCUGGGGCUUAAAAAGUCGCAGUUGUUGCACAAGAGGCUCUUUCUGGUGUGCAGAGACACCCUGAGUCAAAAUACACACGCCUGCGGGGCUGUGGCACUGGGCAUGUCACGACGGGGGAUUGUGGCUCCAGCACGGUCAGAAGCGGGGUGGCACAGCCCGGUGCUCCCUGCCGGGCUGCAGGAGCACCGGAGGAACCAGCCCGAGCCAGGGGAACCUGUGCUCCCAGGGCGGGGAGGGAGCGAGAGCUGUGCCGCUGCUAAGAGACGGGGUAAACACCGCCGGGCUGGAGUGGGGAUGACUCAGGCAUUGAUCCGCUUGAGCUGCUCAGAGUUAUCUCAGAAUUGUCCUCCUGUAGCAGCUCCUUGUACAAGAAACCCCGGACCAUGGGCGGGAAGCCAUGGUUGAGCCGUGCCACAGAGCAGCCGUCUGGAAAAGUGUUCCUGCUGCACUGAGCCUGCUCCCUGCCAGCCCCAGUGAGCCCUUCUCUUCUGCUGCUGCUCCUGGACUCAGCCACCACAGUUGGACCAGUGGGCCAGGACUGGUGCCCAGCCUUGCUGCAGAGAGGAGACAGGGGACAGGAGGACGUGCCAGGCUCCAGCACAGACAGGGCACAGCAGCAGCUCCAGGCCAGGAUAACCUAGAGCAGCUCCCGUGGCACAGGACAUGGACCCCCGCACAGGACAAGAGCCUGUCAAGGUGGUCGGGGUUGUCUUGGGCAUCGGGCUGGCCCUGCUGAUCCUGGCCAGUUUUAGCUACACCUUCAUCCGCUGGUACCGGCGGGGCCACUGCCAGCGCCGUGAGUACGGCAGGGGACAGGGCAGGGGAGGGGACAGGAGGAUGGGAGACAGGGCAGGGGGGCUCAGAGCACAGGGCUGCAGGGCCUGGGGUGUGGGGACCACGGGAGAUGGGAACCCCUGGUGCAGGGGGUCAGGGCCAAGCUGGGAGCACUCUGAGGUGAGGAGGAGAUGCACAGCGAUGUCCUGGUGCUGUCCUGCUGCGUGUCCUGCCUGUCCCCACCCUGCCACUCAUGGCAAAGCAAAGGUGGGUUCACGGCAACACAUGGCUCUGACACCUCUCCCUCCUCUUCCUCAUGCCUCCCCAGGGCCUGACUUUGUCUUCAACCUCUACCACUCGCGCCGGUUGGGGUCGGUGGCACUGGAGCUGGUGCCACCCUUCAGCAUCAGCGGCUCACUGGGCACCUCGGGCAGUGGCUACGAACCCUUCCACAACCAGAGGCCAUGAGGUGAGAGCUGGGCUGCUGAGCAGGUAGGAAGGACAUCCCCUUGUCCCCCCAUUUCUUUGCAAGUUUCUCUCAGAAGAAAAACAAAGAAAAACUCACGAGAGCCAUGUGGGUGUGUGUAGGGAAACCAGUGAGGACAGAGUGGGAUUUCCAGGGAGUCAGAGGGACCGGCUGUGCUCUCAGCUAUCGAGACCAAACCCUGUGGUCUGUGGCUUUCUCCUGGCUGAAAGGAGACCUCUGACUGCUCAGGGGAGGGGGAAAUGCCACCUCCUGGGGGCUGGGAGCCCUCCGUGGUGAGCAGGACCCAGCAGAGCCCUGCAUGACGCAGGAUCUGGCCGUGGGGCCUGACGUCAGCAGAGUUUAAAAGAAAAACAAAAAAACCCCCACGCUUUUGAUGACUGCGCUUUCCAGAGGAAGUUGAAAAAAAAGUGAAAAGAAAGCAAAAAGCUCUAACGCCGAAACUACACAGAGGCAGAAGAGAUGGGGCCAGUGGAGGGGUAGGAGGAAGCUCCCAGUACCCUUCACAUCCCUGUGGGAUGCAGGGGUGGAUCUCACAUGUGAGCAGUGCCCUGUGAGAUGUAAGAGAAGGAAACACAGCAAGGAUCAGCCCCCUCCUCCUGCUGGAAAAGCUGAAAAGAAACCCAAGAACCCUUCACCUGAAAACCAAAUUCCCCAAGGAGGGUUUCCACCAGCAGUUUUACCUCCCACCCUGAAGUUCCUGGAAAUGGAGUGACUCUUGGAAAAACUUCCCUGAGACCUGGAGGGUGGCCCAGGGGAGCUGCUGGGGCUCAUCCUGUUUCCAUUCUGAUGACAGUGUUCACAGCAUCACAGAAUCAAUUUGUUUGGAAAAGAUCUCUGAGGUCAUCAAGCCCAACCUAUGACCAAGCAGCACAUUGCUGAGCAGAGCCCUGACUCUUGUCUUUCCUCCACCCCUGGGUUUGAGUUGUCCCCCUGUCCUUCCCUGGGGGUGUCCUACGGGGGUCCAUCCCUGUGGGAUCACUCUGAGCAGUCCAGCUCCUCUUCCCUGCUGCUCCUCUGGUGAUUACCCCCACAAAUUCCCCAGGAGCUGGAGAGCUGGCUUGGUUCUCCUUUUU